AGCGAUGGAAACCAAGUCAUCGAAAUCCAGCGUCCUCCUAUAUGUUCUUGUUCUUGCGCUGGUCCUGUCUCCAAUACUCCCAUGUCAAGCAGCUAGUGUGCAUCUAGGAGGUGGAAGCCCUGGAGGGCGUAAGCUGAUGGCACCGUCACCACCAGUUCGCAUGUGUCCACAGUGUGUGUGUUGUGCACCGGCGCCCCCUGGAUAUUGCUGCCCAUGUCGCUGUCCUGGUGGUCCCUAAAGAUUGUGAACUUUGCUAUCAAAGAUAAUACUGUGAAGUGUU
Molecule: messenger RNA, 280 nt
Organism: Brassica oleracea var. oleracea
Lineage: Eukaryota; Viridiplantae; Streptophyta; Magnoliopsida; Brassicales; Brassicaceae
Exons: 2
Coding region: 5-238 (77 amino acids)
Source: RefSeq, a predicted model, not a curated record